AUGAUGUUUGGAGACAAUGUCUUUAUCACAGGAGGAACCUUUAGUCAGCAAAAUGGUCCUGCCCCGAACCUAGGGUUCAAAACCCUCCAGAAAUUUGUCUGCGCCGCCGCCCUCCACGACUCCUCCGACCGAUUCGAUGCACCCAAAUGUCACCCGCAGACGCGAGUUGCCGUCCUCAACAAGAUCAUGGACUGGGCGACAGGCAAAAUCGACGAGACUGCAUUCAUCCUGUGGUUGUACGGCCCAGCAGGUGCAGGAAAGACCGCCAUCUUGCAGACGAUCGCGGAGAUGUGCACGGAAGCUGGGUUCGUUCUGGCCAGUUUCUUCUUCUAUCGCACCGAUGCACGCAGGAACGACGGGAGCCAUCUCGUUGCGACGUUGGCAUAUCAGAUGGCGCUUGCAAUGCCGCCGUUCCGCAAGCUCGUGAACGCGGCUGUCGAAUACCAUCCUUAUAUUUUUGAGUGCUCGAUUGAGAAGCAGCUCAUAGCCCUCAUCGUUCACCCACUCCUGCAACUCGCCCAAACCAGUUUCUUCGCUGAGACAGCCGUUCCAGUUGUCACUGUCGUCGAUGGACUUGACGAAUGUCAGGACCACGUAAUGCAGCGUCAAGUCAUUGAAGCAAUUCACGCCAUCCGAACCAAGGCACCGCCUUUCCUCAAACUCUUAAUCGCCAGUCGCGCAGAACCGCAAAUAAUGGCAACAUUCAGCACCCUUGACCACCUUUCAAUCUCAAAACACCUCGUACUCGACGACGAGUACAAACCUAACGAAGAUAUUCGCAUAUUCCUACGGGAUCGAUUCAAAAAGAUCCGCACCACCCACCUCUUCAAGUCAUUCAUCCCAAAGGACUGGCCCGGCGACGACGUCCUGGACGUCCUCGUCAACAAAUCAUCCGGGCAAUUCGUCUACGCCUCAGUCGUCAUGCGUUUUCUUGACUCUCCCCGCCAUCGGCCUACUGACCGACUGGAGAUCGUCCGAGGUCUGCGACCGCCCGACCGUGAGCUCCCGUUUGCCGAGCUCGAUGCGCUGUACCGGCACAUAUUCUCCACGGUUCAGAAUCUUCCCAUGGUACUGCGGAUGUUCGGUGUACGGUACCUCGUCCCGGAGGUGUUUUCGAAGCGAUUUUCGGUUUCGCUGCAGGGAACAAAUGCUGAGUGCACAGUUUCUGAUUUGGCACAGAGGACACUGUGCCUCAGCGAUGGGGACCUCAAUGUCCUGUGUGCUGAUUUAACGCCUAUAGUCUCUUGUAAUUUUAGGGGAACCGUCAAAGACCUGCAUGCUUCGUUAAACGACUUUCUACGCGACCCGACACGUUCCGGAGACUAUGCCGUGAACUUUCCUCAGGCAUAUGCAGAUAUAGGCUCCUUUUUGUGCCGUUCGUGGGAUAUCCAGGGAUUGUGGAACGAAGAGCUGCUUCUGUGUUGCAGAAACGCAGCUUUGACCGAGGACUUUGGGUUGGGAUUGUUAACGGUAGGAUGUCUGGACGGGGAUGCAACAGGGUGGCGCCAAUACUGCGAUGGAGUUGCUGACACCAAGCUUCCAGCAGUAUAUGCUCUUCUCCAGAUUCUUGCGACGAAGAAGAUGUGCAGACACUGCCGCGGCUCGGGCAUGGACAUGCUGUACGCCGACAUCUUCGGCGGAGGACGGCGUGGUGGGUGGUUCGACCCGUACGAUGGCUUUGGGCUCGGAGGCGACGUCAACCGCUCGUACUUCGCGCCGGUGUCGGACCGUGCCAAGGGCGCUUUGGAGAAUGCGAAGGCCGCUUUCCUGAACCACCUCGCCACGGUCGACACUAGCAAGGGUACCGUUACCGACGAGAUCGUCAAGUUCCAUCUCGUCCCGGAUAUGAGGAAGGCGUUCAACAAGUUCGUCAAGGAGUACGGGUGCAUUGGCACGUCGCGUCAGCUCACUCGCGCUGAGCAGGAUUUGAUCAACAAGACUCGCAAGUCGCUCAUGUGGUACACCUCCGUCAUUGUGACUCCGGAAGCGCAGCGUGCCUACCUCGAGAAGCACCCCAACAUCGCAAAACCUGCCCGUACCACUGCUUCGGCUUCCACCGCGUCUACCUACACCGCGGUCGCUUCGACGUCGACCGCGUCUGCCAGUACUGGCCCGCUCAACGACGCCAAUGGCCAGAAGAUCAAGCACAAGCUCAAAGAAGCUGCUGCAAAGAAAGCUGCCGCCAACCCAUCUGCGAAGAAGCUCAGUCACAAGAAGAAGGCUUAA
Messenger RNA from Cyclocybe aegerita, 2226 nucleotides. The record is from the annotation of a GenBank genome assembly. NCBI's taxonomy places the organism in Eukaryota, Fungi, Basidiomycota, Agaricomycetes, Agaricales, Hemipholiotaceae.